AUGACCGCUUGUGAGCCACUUAUUUUGUUAUUCGAAUCAAAUCGUAAACGUUUUGCAACUCUCGUAACAAGCAAUAAAAAACAAAAGCAAAAAAGCUGUACUUACAUGCAACGUGAAACUUUACUUUCUUCAAAUAAACGAUGUAAUAAUCUGAAUAAUCAAUUGAGAGCUUACAAAUUAUUCAAAUUGAAAGAUAUUCAGAGUUAUAAUGAUACAAAUGGGACAAAGUGGUUGUUAACCACAUCAACUAAUAUGGAUUUUAAUCAAAUUCUAUAUUUAGAUCCAACAUUUGCUGAAGAAUCUAGGCUUACUUUUACUGUCAUGUAUCAAUUAAUGUCUAAAUAUCUUGACUCUAUAUCGUUUCAGGGUGAAGUCGAU
Cetraspora pellucida is the source of this 378-nucleotide messenger RNA. NCBI's taxonomy places the organism in Eukaryota, Fungi, Glomeromycota, Glomeromycetes, Diversisporales, Gigasporaceae. The record is from the annotation of a GenBank genome assembly.